Cydia fagiglandana is the source of this 894-nucleotide messenger RNA. Its product is annotated as sporozoite surface protein 2-like. The record is from RefSeq and is a predicted model, not a curated record. NCBI's taxonomy places the organism in Eukaryota, Metazoa, Arthropoda, Insecta, Lepidoptera, Tortricidae. The transcript is spliced from 2 exons. Bases 58 to 807 code for a protein of 249 amino acids.
UAAAGAUUUCCUUGAUACAUAUUGAUUGAGAUUCAUUGCACUAUUGAGUUGUUCUGAAUGGUGGUCAUGAAAUUUUUAUUUGCGAUUGCCACCACCCUCCAUUUCACCUCCAUCGCCUCAAAGAAACUCGACAUAUCUUCAGAAGAAAGUAUAGAAAACAUCCUCUUCUACAAAGACUUCAGGCCCAAAAAGCAAGAGCUGGCACCAUUGCCACCCGAACGGUUAGUGUUGCCAGCACAACCAAAACAGCCAGAGUGCAUACCUCGAAUGUGCUGUUCCAUGUCUUGUACGAACUCCUGCGGACAAAAUGAAAUAGGCCCUGAUAGCCUUCAGCGAAGUCAACCUACGAAUUAUAUGAAUCCUGGUAAUUCAAAUCCUUUUAGGCCUAUGAAUUCCAUGAAUUCUCUGAAUUCUAUAAAUCCUAUGAAUCCCAUGAAUCCUAUGAAUUCUAUAAAUUCUAUGAAUUCUAUGAAUUCUAUGAAUCAUUUCAACUCGAUUGGCCCAAGGAACCCAAUGCCAACUAUGCCACCAAUGCCACAGCAGAAGCCAAUACCACAAUUUAUGAAGCAGCCGAAGAAAAAGAAGCAACCACCGGUCCCAUUACAUACAAGAAGGGACAGCGGCAACGCUAGAGAACAUAUCAAGAGCCUCAUAUCCCAGGAUGAGGAUAUUAAGAAGAUUCUAAAGGAUUUGGUGAAGGUAACCAUGAAGAAGGUGGACUUGCUGGAGAUGAUCAAAGCGAGGAGAGCUGUGGCGAGCGGGAAUUUUGGUUUGAAUAAUGGUGAUGAUGAUGAGGAAGAAUUGUGAUUGAUUGGUAAAUGAAAGAAACUAAACUAGUUUUAGGAUGUUGCCGUUGCCUUUAUUGCCCGAAGGUCUUUCAGGCCAAUCAAAUUA